Molecule: messenger RNA, 672 nt
Organism: Prorocentrum cordatum
Lineage: Eukaryota; Dinophyceae; Prorocentrales; Prorocentraceae
Source: the annotation of a GenBank genome assembly
GGAGACGCUGCUCAUCAUCAUGUUGAUAUACAUAGGCACGAUCUUCCCCUACCGGCUCGCGUUCAUCAUCUUCGGCAUCCCGAAGGAGGGGGAGCCCUGCGAGGCGGACGUCGAGGAGGGCGUCCUCUGGAUUGUCAUGGACUGGGUCACGGACGUUUUUUUCUGGUGCGACCUCGUCCUGAGCUUCUUCCUGACGUAUCGGAGGAGCAGCGACCAGAAGGAGGAGUACAGGCUGAAGUUCAUCGCGCUGAACUACUUCCGGUCGUACUUCUUCCUCAACUUCGUCGCCUGCCUGCCAGCCACGGCCUUUGAGCCGCUGAUCCUGUGGAUAAACUUCGUCCCGCCUGGCGGGUGCGACGACGCGGCGGGCGUGAACAAGGCGCCGCUGCUGGCGCGCAUGCAGCGCAUGACGAAGAUCGCCCGCCUCACGCGGCUGGUGCGCCUGGUGAAGAUGACGGCGCUGGGGCGCCUCACCCAGAACAGCCGCACCCUGCAGCUGCUCAGGGACAUGCGCUGUGUGCGCAUUAUCAACUGGGUCUUCGGAUUAUCAUGGAUUGUGCACCUGUUGUCGUGCGGCUGGUACCUCUGCGCCGCGCUGCACCAGUCUCCCGCGGAGACCUGGGUGGGGCGGCGCGUCAUCAACACCGAGGGCGAGACGCUGCAGACCGAGGA